UGGACAGACAGCAGGGGGGAUAAAAGCCGACCCACAUGGAGACAAAAGCUUAUAGUUGUUCACUUUGUCUCUGCGUUCUGCCCUAAAUAUCACUGGGCCAAAGUUCAGCCACAGUGCCGGGGACAAUAGGAGAAACCAGACACUGAACCAGGUGUGUUCUGCCGCAGUUUCACACGUAUAGACGAUCACCUGAGACAACUCGACGAGGUGAACGGGCAGAAGUCCUUCUGUUGGCAGUGCACAGCCAGAUAUAAGUGAUCAACGGCGACAUGUCCAGCAGGAGGCCGGAGGUCCAGCGAAGGAUCGUGUCCAAGGAUGGCCAUAACAAUGUGCGCAUCGAUAACGUGGAAGGCAUGGUCAAGCUGUACCUGCACGACAUCUGGACCACUGUUGUGGACAUGAAAUGGCGCUACAAGCUCACCUUGUUCGCCUCCACCUUUGUGAUGACCUGGUUCAUCUUUGGCGUUAUCUUUUACUUCAUCGGCAUGGGCAACGGUGACUUCGAUGGCGUCUUGCACUCCAACCACACACCGUGCGUGAGUAACGUGGAGACGCUCACGGGGGCCUUCCUGUUCUCUCUAGAAUCGCAGACCACCAUUGGCUAUGGCUUCCGCUACAUCACAGAAGAGUGCCCCUUGGCUAUCUUCACUCUGGUGGCUCAGCUGGUAAUCACAGGCCUGGCUGAGAUCUUUGUGACCGGCGCUUUCCUGGCCAAGCUGGCUCGACCCAAGAAGCGAGCAGAGACCAUCAAGUUCAGCCAGUCAGCGGUGAUUUGCGAGCGCCAAGGCAAGCUCUGUCUCAUGGUGCGAGUGGCGAAUAUGAGGAAGAGCCUGCUGAUCCAGUGCCAGCUGACAGGCAAGCUCCUCCACUCCAACGUGACCGAAGAAGGCGAAAAGACACAAAUCCACCAAAGCUGCGUUGAUUUCUACAUGGAUUCUAGCGGAGACUGCCCCUUCCUGAUCCUUCCGCUCGUUUUCUACCAUGUGCUGGAUGAGAACAGCCCGCUCGCAGGGCUGACCGCUGAAAACCUGCUCACUCGCAAUUUUGAGCUCCUGGUGACCCUCAAUGCGACCAUGGAGUCCACCGCAGCCACGUGCCAGAGUCGAACCUCGUAUGUUCCUCAGGAGAUCCUCUGGGGUUAUGAGUUCAAGCCGGUGCUGUUCAGUACCGCCGGCGGCCGAUACGUGGCUGAUUUUAACUUUUUUGACAAGGUGCAGCUGAGCAACAGCGCAGCCUUCCACAGUAACAAGACAGAGAAGCUGAAACUGGAGGCGGAGUAUAAGAGAGAGUAGCAGAUGCGUUGUUUGUUGCUGUUGUAAUAACACAGAUGUUCCAUGAUUGUUGUUUCUUGUUAUUUUAUGAGUUAGAGCCAGACCAAAAUAUGUGAUCACCAGUGUCGAGCUAGUAGAAAAAAAUAAAAAUUGGAUAUCAACCAUUCAGUGUCAUCCACUGCUGAUAUGAUGGGGGUUCCUCCCUGAGCACAGCUACAGAAACUGACCGGUCAUCCUGACAAAAAUUCAUUUUCAUUUCAUUAUCAUUACUUUCUUCAUUCAAAUAUUCAAAUUUCUUCUGUAAAUGAAUCAUUCAUUUCAUCGCAGUGAAUUCUCCGUGAACUCAGAGGAACAGCCUACCUGAUGACAUGAAGACCUGCAGCUCCAUCAGAACUUUAAACCCAGAUUAGAAAGUCUGUUAAUCUACAUUUUAUCUCAUGGUGUUCCCUCGUAUGCAGAUGAUCUUGCUUUUUAAUUUGACAAUCGUACAGUUUUAGUUGAUAUUGUGUGUGGGUGUGUAAUGUGCUACUGCGUGUAAUUUUGUACCAUGUGUCUACUGGACUACUACUUGUUUUUAUAUUUUUAUGCCCGAGGGACUGCAGAUGAAGAUUAGCUACACAGAAAGCUGACUAUGGUACAGUACAUAAGAUGGUAACUGUUGUGUUUAACGCUGUACAUGGUCCCUUACAUUUGAAAUAAAUAAAUCAAUAAAUAAUUUCAAGUUACACUGCCUUUAAGGAGCAUAUUAGUAAUUUUGAACAAUUACAAGAGUUUACGCAACAAACAUUUUACAUUUUGACAAACCUUUUUCCAAAUAAUGAGGGGUAUGAUUUAACAAAAUAUAAUCAAAAUCCCUCCAUUUUUGAAAUUUGAAUUUUUGGUUG
Myripristis murdjan (pinecone soldierfish) is the source of this 2155-nucleotide messenger RNA. It is a transcript of the gene kcnj15, whose product is annotated as potassium inwardly rectifying channel subfamily J member 15. Bases 270 to 1292 code for a protein of 340 amino acids. Gene Ontology annotation, biological process: regulation of monoatomic ion transmembrane transport; potassium ion import across plasma membrane. Lineage: Eukaryota; Metazoa; Chordata; Actinopteri; Holocentriformes; Holocentridae. Gene Ontology annotation, cellular component: plasma membrane. The record is from RefSeq and is a predicted model, not a curated record. Gene Ontology annotation, molecular function: inward rectifier potassium channel activity. The transcript has 2 exons.